Molecule: messenger RNA, 1041 nt
Organism: Macadamia integrifolia
Lineage: Eukaryota; Viridiplantae; Streptophyta; Magnoliopsida; Proteales; Proteaceae
Product: cytosolic sulfotransferase 5-like
Exons: 1
Coding region: 1-1041 (346 amino acids)
Biological process (GO): sulfation
Cellular component (GO): cytoplasm
Molecular function (GO): sulfotransferase activity
Source: RefSeq, a predicted model, not a curated record
AUGGCCCCAAACGCUCCUUAUGAAAUAUGUUUUGUACCCAAGAGCAGAGAAGAAGAGGAAGAAGAUGAGAAAAUCUACAGGAGAUACAAGGAAAUUACUGCUACUACACUUCCUAUAGCAAAAGGUUUAUUAGGUGAACCGAUGUACCAGUAUCAAGGCUUUUGGUACUGCUCUAGACUUGUUGGUGUUGGACCAUUGGCAGUUCAAGACCACUUCAAGGCAAGAGCCAGUGACAUUCUUAUUGCUAGCAUCCCCAAGAGUGGCACAACCUGGCUGAAUUCGCUUGCCUUUGCUGUCAUCAACCACAAAUAUCAUCCUCCUUCAGCUCAGCAACAACACCCUUUGCACAAAUUCAACUCGCACGAUCUCGUGCCAAUGUUGGAGAUGAGACUAUAUAACAACAACUUGAAUGGUUAUCGAAUUCCUAACCUCGAUAUCCUUCCAUCACCUAGACUGUUUGGCACACACAUGCCUUGCACAUCACUAUCACAAUCUAUAGCACUUUUAGGCUCCCGGAUUAUUUAUAUCUGUAGGAACACCAAGGAUAACCUAGUUUCUUGGUGGCAUUUUCUGAACAAAAUAAGGAGUGAUCUUUCCUUGGAGCCUAUGAAAUUAGAAGAUUUCUUUGAGUUGUUUUGCGAAGGAAUGUCUACAUUCGGGCCAUUUUGGGAUCAUGUGUUGGGUUAUUGGAAAGAGAGCUUAGAGAGGCCUCAAAAUGUGCUAUUCCUUAAGUACGACGAGAUGGUAGCUGAACCAGCUUUUCACUUAAAAAGGAUUGCAAAGUUUAUGGGCUGUCCCUUCUCCUCAAUGGAAGAGGAGGAAGGAUUAGUUGGUGAAAUAAUAAAGCUCUGCAGUUUCGAGAAUUUAAGCAAUUUGGCAGUGAAUAAAAAGGGAAGUAGUGAUCAUACUGGUUUUCCUAACAGUGCCUACUUCAGGCAAGGUAAAGUUGGUGAUUCGGAAAAUUACCUCUCGCUUGAGAUGAUGGAGCAGCUUGACCGCAUCACAAAGCAAAAAUUGCAUGGUUCGGGAUUGACACUAUAA